AUGCAUAUCGAGAAAAACAUGUCGGAUGCCAACGAGGAUUUGUUUAACGCAUUAGCAUUAUUGCAUUCGACCGAUGAAAAUAGUGGCGAAAAGCUUCGUCGAAUGCUGGACGCUUGUAUCGAAAAGAAAUACGGCCCCGGUAAAACUUUGGCUGCUAGAAUGCCGAGAAGAUUUUUGCAAAAUACUGACAAUGCUUCGAGAAUCUCGAAGAAACGCGACUACGUCCAAGGACGAUGCGUCAAAACGGUAAAAAAUGAAACUUGGGACGAUCCAGAAGUCAUCUCUCUUCUGGAACCUGACACAACGGAGAACAUGAUGAACUAUCAAACAACUGACAUAAAAGUGUUCAAUUACGAGGAUUCCUGCGACGAUCAGAACGUCCCCAGGAUCUCGAUUCCCGACGAAGGAUCCGUCGAUGGAACCCUAUGCAAGAUUUGCAAUGGCGCAAAAUUGGGAGCUUUGAUUUUACUGGAGUGUCAAGAGUGUCAAGAGGCUUAUCAUCCGCUGUGCCAUCAACCUCCGGUCAUCGAUAUUGACGUUUACGAUCCUAGAUUCGUAUGGCGAUGCAAACGAUGCGCGGAAACGUCGUCAGCGAUCUCUACAAAAGUUAAAAUUUUGGAAAAGAGAUGCGUAGGAAAAAAAAUUCGGAGAAACGAUGAUAUGAUCAAAGGGAACGCAAACAUUUCGGGAUUGAAAAUGUCUGGAACAAGAGACGGUAAUCUAUCUGAGAAGAAUGAUUCGCGAGCAGAAAAUAGACGCGUGCAGUUACAUGAUUCUCUAUUAUUCACAAAGGAUUUAGCGAAUCUCUCGCAAAGAAAUGGAAGUCUAUCAUCCUCUACACAAUCACGAAAGAGAAUCGGAUCUAAACUCUCCGUUACUCGUACUUCGAUUAAAUGA
Camponotus floridanus (Florida carpenter ant) is the source of this 897-nucleotide messenger RNA. Its product is annotated as integrator complex subunit 12-like. The record is from RefSeq and is a predicted model, not a curated record. NCBI's taxonomy places the organism in Eukaryota, Metazoa, Arthropoda, Insecta, Hymenoptera, Formicidae.